AGCACUUGCUCUCACAGUGUGAACUAGAUAGGAGCUGACCGGCCACAGCUUGCUGGGGAUGGCUGCAAUGUAAAGCGCAGUGUUAGUAAAUAGCGUGAAUAAUUAGAAACGGUGCAAUGCUCGGUGCUGGUAAACGUGAUUCAUAUCCAACACAGGCGGGAGGGACUGGGAGGCGGCCAUUGCUGAGGCUCUUCCUGGGAGAGGCCUCGUCUUAUCCGUCCCAUGGACGUUACUCCUCCCAUCCCUUGGGCGGCACAGGCACCACCACGUCUGUACAGCUGCGGCCCGGUGGCAGUCAACGAAACAGCAGGAUGGGAUCAGAAACGGCACAACAGCACCAUCCCUCCAAUGGCAAGAUCAUGGGCAGAAUAUGUCCCUUAAGCUUUGGGCUGAAGUUGGAUACUAUAUUUCCUUUUCAAGGGCAAUAUCGCCCAUUUGUAGGACAACCCUGUCAAACAUGCAAUCCCAAAAGUAUGGAGACCUUCUUCUACAAGAGGAACACGCAUCUUGGAUUUCAUAAUGCACUUCACAUAACAGAGGAGGACACGCGGUAUCGUGGCUGGUUAGUGAGAAGACUAUGCUAUGUCUUCUUUAUGUGGGAGCGUCCAGCAGACCAAGACUUCUCAGAAAUGACAGAACCUAUCUACAACCAUCCCAGUGUCCAGUCGGCAAUAAAUGAAGAACUUCAAAUGGAAUCAGAUGUUAAACAUGCACAUUCUGUGAGUACGGCUACCAGUAAUAUAGGUCACAAGGAGGUGCUAAGAAUUUUGGGAAACAUCCAGAAGUCUCUUUCACCUUUUCUUAUAAGAUUAACACGCUGGAUACUCGUGAAGCUACUCAACCGUAUGUAUCUGAAUCUCCAGCUCCAUUGUGGGCAACUGGCUACAAUCAAGGAUGUCUCUGAUGCGUGUCCUAGGACUCCCCUUGUCUACCUGUGUGCUCAUCCUUCAUGGCUGGAUGGCUUCAUUGUCCCUUUCCUCCUAUUCUCCCAAAAUAUCAAAGUGCCCCGUGUAGCCUGGGACAGGACUGACUGCUCACCAUUACUCAGGUGUGUCCUGCAGAAGUUGGGAGCCGUCUUUCUUCCACCAGAUGUUUGGUCCAGGUGUCUCAGCAGAACUGUCCUAUCUGCGUAUACCAGGACACUGCUGAAAGACGGACAGUCAUUGCUGGUGUUUCUGGAGUCCUCAUCCUCCCCAUGCUGCCACACCUUGUCGCUCAUUGGGUGUGAGUGGGUUUGGCAGAUAAUGGAAGCCAUGCAGUCUGGUGUCGUGUCAGACAUUCUUAUUGUUCCAGUGGGGAUUUCCUAUGACACAAUCCCAGAGUGUGCCAGUGCAGGAAGAAAGCCGGAUUCGUUUUUAGGAGUGUUGUUCUUCCUCACGUCUGCUCUCUGCCCCUGGUCACGCACUCUGGGCUGUGCACGUGUGGAUUUCGCUCAGCCCUUUUCCUUACAGGAAUACAUAAAUAACUACACAUGGAGGUACAUGGAACCUGCUCCUUGCCUGCGGGAGACUCUCCAGCCUUACAUCCUGGGUACAAGGAAAACGUUACAUGACAAUGCGGCACCAGUGAGUGGAGAUCCAGGCGCAGCUGCUGUCCAGGAAGAAACCUUAGUAAAUGGCUUCAUACAGCAUUCUCUCAGAGCAGCAGUGUCCUGUUCGGCUGUCAUGUCUUCACACAUGGUGUCCGCACUUCUCCUCCACAAAUACAGAGCUGGGGUCUCUCUGUCCAGACUCCUUUCCCAAUUCUCGUCAAUGACAGAAGAUAUUCUCCUUCAUGGGUUUGAUGUGGGAUUCUCCGGACAGCGAUGGGACGUGCUCUGUCACAGCCUAUACAACCUCCGCCGUUGUGUCUCCCUGUACUCUGUCCCUUCAAAUGACACAUAUGUGCUUUGUCGAGGCACCCAAGCCAGUAUCAGAGAACUGGGGCAAAAGAGUGCCGCCCUGCUGUCCGUCUUCCUGUACGAAGCUAUAGGAGCCUGCGCUGUGCACGCACUUCUGGCCCAGCUACCCACUCUCUGCCUGGUGGAGAUCUUAUUUACCCAAAAUGAGCUGAUUGAAAUGAUGGUGUCUCUCUGCUCCCUGUUACCGAAAAAUAUCCUGCUCCAGCCGCCUUGUCGGUCUCUGUAUGUUUUGUGCCAGGACAUCAUGGACAAACUGAUUCACUGUGGUCUCCUGUCUAUGUAUGAGGACCCCAGUGCAACCCCAGCCUGUGACACAGGGAGAAGGCGUUUUAUGGACAGACUGACAUGGAAAGCCAUGGAUGAGAUGUCAGACAGUGACAUAGACUCCAUGGAAGAAACCAUUAAGCGUCACUACAAGUUGGGCCGCUCGGAUCAUCACGCCGACUUCUUUGUCUUUCUUUGUCACCUGCUGAGUCCAGUGCUGAAGACCUAUGAGAGGGCUGCCAUUUUCCUGCAGGAGUAUGAGUUAUGUGGACAUGACACAGAGACCGACUAUGUGAACCGGCUGCAGUCUUACCUGCUGCAGAAAGCUGAAGAGGAUGGAUCCUACGAGUGUGCUGAGCAUUCUCUGGCUGCCUGUGCUGUUAGAACGUUCAUAGAUCUUGGGGUCUUUGAGUGUUCUCAGAGUUGUCAUGGACCAAUAAUUCACCUCUCAGAGUCCUUUCUCCUGAAGGAAAACUGCAAGAAACUGGAGUCAUUCAUCCAGCGGUUUAUAUACAAAGGAUGAGUAGUAUUAAUGUGGAAUGUGUAAAUAUCAUCUGUUAGAACAUGGAUAGGACAGAUGCUUGAGAGAACCAGUGUAAAACUUGUUUGUAUGAUGUUGAAAUUUGAGUUUCAGUGCAUUUCAAUUUUUUAUUAUUAUUUUAUUUCCCUGUGGGUCCAGAUUGUUGGCAGUUGAUUUAGAAUAGAAAAUUACUGAAGUGUAGAGUUUUUUUUUUUUUUUUUUUCCUGCUUAAAAAUUAGUCUAUUAUUACAACCCAGGAUCGUUGUUGUGUGGACUUGAAGGCUUUCAUGUUCCAUCAGGAAACCGUCUUUUCUGUUAAUAGAAUGUGAUUUGUUCUUUAUUAAACCUCUUGUACACCUC
Pseudophryne corroboree (corroboree frog) is the source of this 3044-nucleotide messenger RNA. RefSeq names its product glycerol-3-phosphate acyltransferase 2, mitochondrial (gene GPAT2). The record is from RefSeq and is a predicted model, not a curated record. Gene Ontology annotation, biological process: glycerol-3-phosphate metabolic process; triglyceride biosynthetic process; phospholipid biosynthetic process. The transcript has 22 exons. Gene Ontology annotation, molecular function: glycerol-3-phosphate O-acyltransferase activity. Bases 117 to 2687 code for a protein of 856 amino acids. Lineage: Eukaryota; Metazoa; Chordata; Amphibia; Anura; Myobatrachidae. Gene Ontology annotation, cellular component: mitochondrial membrane.